Molecule: messenger RNA, 1443 nt
Organism: Halichondria panicea
Lineage: Eukaryota; Metazoa; Porifera; Demospongiae; Suberitida; Halichondriidae
Exons: 1
Coding region: 73-1308 (411 amino acids)
Molecular function (GO): GTP binding
Source: RefSeq, a predicted model, not a curated record
UAUAAUGAAUACUCUUGUAAUCCAAAUUUAGACUUGUAGGCCUAUUUUUACAUUUUGAUCUCUUUAACAAAAAUGGAUACCGAGAACAAUGAAGAUGGUUUUCGAAUAAUGGAAGAUAAAGGAAGCGAUUUGGACCUUUCAAGGCUUUCUUCCGAAGUCAAGAGUCACCUAAGCUCUACAAAAGUGGCUGCCAUUUUACGCAGUGGCAAGUCCAUAGAUAUCCUUAUUUGUGGUAAAACUGGCGGUGGAAAAUCAACUCUAAUAAACGGAUUAAUGGGAGUCAAACUUAUGGAAAAAGAGGCUGCUAAGGAAGGUGACAGUUUAACUCACUGCACCACUCGAGUGGAUGAGUACAAAACGAUCAAGGAUAAAAUUACUGUUACUGUGUGGGACACUCCUGGUUUACUGGAUGGCACGGACAAGCAAGACGAUUAUUUGAGGGAAAUUGAAGACAAAUGUCCUCCCAUACACCUCAAAUUAUUUUGUAUAAGUUGCAGCCAAACACGAUUUGUUUCUGGACCAAAUAAUGCUGAUAAUGGUGAUUUCUUGGUCAUGAAGAAGUUCACUGAAGCCUUUGGAAUGGAAUUUUGGAAAAAUACCGUUAUUGUCCUUACUAUGGCAAAUACGGUAGAAGCCUUCAAACCCAAAUGGAAAUAUUUGGCACCAUCCGACAAACAACAAGAAUUCACGCAAUACAUCAAUGAAUUCAGGUCAAAAAUUCGUUCUAUCCUUGAAGACGAUAUCAAACUUGAUAAAGACAUUGUUACAAAGAUGAAAAUUGUUCCUGCUGGUCACUAUGAUGAUAGAAAGCUUCCUGGUCGUGAUUACUGGCUCUCUGACUUUUACUUUGAAUGUCUGGACGCCAUUCCCUCACCAGAAGCCAAAGGAGCUCUCCUCAAUUUAAGCCUAGACCGGUUCAAGAUGAAAAGUGAGGUGGUCGACAGUAACUUCAAAGAAGAUGCUGAAAUGCAACCGAUUGUUGUUGAUGUGGAGAAUGGUUUUGUUAUAAUUUCCGAAACGAUUGAAAACUGUUCAAUACCAGUUGGGUCUGCAGCUCCUAACGAUCAGCCUACUGAAGGUGGCAUAGGCACCAAAGGAGCAGCUGGUAUCGGUAGUGGUGUGGGGGGUGUGGUUGGGGCUGGGCUUGGGUUUAUCGGUCUUCUUGGUGGCCCACUCGCCUUUUUUACGGUUCCGGCUGGAGCAGCUGUUGGUACUGCAUUGGGAGCUGGCCUGGGGUACGUCACAAAGAAAAUUAUCGGCUCAAGUGAACCGUCAGCCAGCAACGAGUCUAAAACUGAGAAAAAUUGACAUUAAUUAGCUAGCUCUAUUUAUUAUAUACUCACAAAACUUUGUAGGAUCCAAAAUGUUUACAGAAUGAUAUUUUCUUAGUUUGUUGUUAACUCAGUAUUUCUUUUGAGAUUAAAACUUGGUAAAUAUAAUGUG